AUCACUCUAAUGCUUUUCCUAAGGAAGGAACAUAAAUCCUCAAAAUGAGAAGUAACAGUACAAACAGUACAAGAGCAAAGUGCACUGAGCUUCAAAUGCCAUUUCAAUACUCCCUCUAUGCAACCACCUACAUCAUCAUAUUCAUCCCUGGUCUUCUAGCCAACAGUGCAGCCUUGUGGGUUCUAUGCCGCUUCAUUGGCAAGAAAAACAAAGCCAUCAUUUUCAUGAUCAACCUGUCUGUAGCUGACCUUGCUCAUGUGCUGUCCUUACCCCUUCGGAUUUACUAUUAUGUCAAUCACCACUGGCCUUUCCAGAGAACCCUUUGCCUAUUGUGCUUUUACCUGAAAUAUCUCAACAUGUAUGCCAGCAUUUGCUUCCUGACGUGCAUCAGCCUUCAGAGGUGCUUCUUUCUUUUCAAGCCAUUCAGAGCCAGAAACUGGAAGCGUAGGUAUGAUGUAGGCAUCAGUGCUGCCAUCUGGGUCAUCGUGGGUACUGCCUGUUUGCCACUUCCCAUCCUGAGAAGUACUGGCUUAGCUAACAACAGUGAAUCCUGCUUUGCUGAUUUAGGGCUUCACAAUGUUAGCAUAGCUUCCUCGAUCGGCAUGGUAACUGCAGCGGAACUUGGAGGGUUUAUAUUGCCAGUUGUAAUUAUUACCUGUUGCACAUGGAAAACAAGAAAAUCUUUACAAGAAGUUCAAGUGCCCCUUCAGAAUACUAAAGAAAGGAAAAAGGCUUUGAGGAUGGUCCUGACGUGUGCAGUGGUGUUCAUUUUAUGUUUUACCCCUUACCAUCUCAACUUCCCAUUCUUUAUGAUGGUGAAGCAACAGGUGUUCUCAAAUUGUUCCUUUAUUAAGAGCACUCUAUGUUUCCACAUCAUUUCACUGUGUCUUGCAAAUCUGAAUUGCUGUCUUGACCCAAUUGUGUAUUAUUUUAUGACCUCAGAAUUUCGUAAUCAAUUUUCCCAACAUGGCAACUUGGUUAUUCAGUCAUGUGUGAGAUGUAAGGAUGGUGCUCUGGAAAUUCAGCAAAGAAAAGAGGACCUUCAAACUAUCUCUCUCGAAUGUUUGGAUGAUUUCAAGACAAUGUAAUCAAACAAUUAGAAUAGCUUUUAUUCUUUUAAUAGUUGGCCUAUGUCAUUUUGAAGAUUUUUUCUAAAAAUAAUGUCAUCUUAAAGAAACAUGGCUUCUUUUCCUACAUCUUCAAAAUGAUUCUUCUGAAAAAAUUAUGACUAUAUCAACUUGUCUAAAUGGAAACAUAUUGUUCAAUGGAUUAUGUGAGAAGGUAUUUUUUUACAUAAAGUGUUGAACAAUGGACUGAAUUGCACCCUGUUCCUCAGUAAUUUGGUCUAAUGUUUUCACCUUCUCUUGAAAGAAAUAAAAAGUAAAGCGAAAACAGUCAUGAAUUUCAAACAUUGAAAAAUAUACAUCAGAACUAUAUGACUUUAACUUUAUUUAGAAAAUAUACACUACUUGAGCAACAGAGAUUAAAAAUGAAAGGCUUUUGAGUUUCAGGGCUUAUUUUUGAUGUGACAUGUGUUUUUAUAUACUUGUAUUAAUUUAGGAUAUAUUAUGUUAUAUUUGUUUAUUAAAAUCAACUGUGUCAUUGCCUAAAUUGAUUGCUUCAUAUACAACCAGAGUCACAACUUUGCUUGGUAUGUUUAUAUUGAUGCGUUAAUCAUGUACAUGCAUAUAGCUCGCCAGUUUCUAAAGUCUAGUACGACCUCAAUUUUCAGCAGUAUAUAAUCCUACCAUAAGUGCAGAAU
This is a messenger RNA of Heterocephalus glaber (naked mole-rat), 1762 nucleotides long. Its product is annotated as putative P2Y purinoceptor 10. Gene Ontology annotation, cellular component: plasma membrane. The record is from RefSeq and is a predicted model, not a curated record. Lineage: Eukaryota; Metazoa; Chordata; Mammalia; Rodentia; Bathyergidae. Gene Ontology annotation, molecular function: G protein-coupled receptor activity. Gene Ontology annotation, biological process: phospholipase C-activating G protein-coupled receptor signaling pathway; positive regulation of Rho protein signal transduction.